This is a messenger RNA of Adelges cooleyi (spruce gall adelgid), 1317 nucleotides long. Its product is annotated as cuticle protein 7-like. NCBI's taxonomy places the organism in Eukaryota, Metazoa, Arthropoda, Insecta, Hemiptera, Adelgidae. The record is from RefSeq and is a predicted model, not a curated record. The transcript has 2 exons. Gene Ontology annotation, cellular component: extracellular matrix. The coding region runs from base 112 to 513 and encodes 133 amino acids.
GUACAAACAGAAACGUUUUCACUUUAAAAGUUUCCGGUGUAUUUCCAUUUUAUAAAGCCUUACGCCUCUCGAGCCAGCAACCAGUACACCCGUGUCAAUACCACAGUCAACAUGAACACUUUAGUACUUUGCGUUGUUCUCGCCCCGGCUGUGUGUCUGGUCCGAUGCUCUCCUUUCCACGAAUACCAACAGCCGGAGCAACAGCAUCAAGAGUCUUACGGUUCGGCCGAAUCGUCUUAUGGGCACCAAUUAGAACCAGAAGAGCACCAUGCGCCCGUUCACUAUUCGUUCCACUAUGACGUGCACGACCCUCACACCGGUGACGUCAAGAGCCAGCACGAGACCCGCACAGGAGACGUGGUAACCGGAUUCUACAGUCUGGUCGAACCGGAUGGCACCAUCAGGACGGUCAAGUACAAGGCGGACGCACACAACGGGUUCAACGCGGUCGUGGACAGGAAGAAGCCGCACUUUGCCACUGAUGAUCACCACCAAGAACAACAGCACUUUUGAGGAGCACCGAAUAACAUCCACUAGACGUCUUAACGUGAAGUAUACUAAUUAAGUUUAUAAUACGUUUUAGACGUACGUUCGUUGUGAUCUGACUAAAAUAUGCGAUGCGUUUCUAUUGUAAAUAUAAUAUUAAAAAAAAAAAAAACCAAUUAAACUUUGGUUCGCUUUUAUUUUUAUUUUUCGAUACAAUAAAGUAAGUUGCUGAUUUAGUAGGGGGAAAAGAACGUCGUCUUCUCGGGCCAAAUUUGUAACACAAAUUGUAUAAGUAAAAACAAGAAAGGACUACGUACCCGUUCACAUCUAAAUACCAUAAUUGGGAUUGUGAGGUUAUUUGUAGUUAACCUAAUUUCAUUUUCUCGUGCAUUCGUUCGAUUUAGUUGUGAAUUUAUCAUAAUAAAUUUAUACUAAAUAUAAUAUAUAUUAUGGCUUAGCUCGAGUUCAAAGAGGUCUUCAGGUUUAGCAAAUAAACACAUAACAACAAACAUUUUAAUAUUAAAAUUCCUAUUCAAAAUAUGCCAUCCUCGAUUAAGUUUCCAAAAAUCCUCUCUUGGAUCCAUCACUCCCAAAAUCGUUUUAAAAAUACACUUUUUAUAAUUAGUCUUUGUACUACACGCGUCUUGUAUAAUCUGCCGUUGAAUUGUAUUCAAUACAUCAACCAAUAUUAUAAAUCGUGUUCAAUGCAUCGACGCUCAUUACUAUGCGUGUCACAGACAUGAUACAAUUGUAUCUUUUAAUUUCUAAUCGAUCAAAAAGUGUCUGUAUAGUCAGUUAGAAUUGUCGAAUAUGGUAUAACCGAGCAAUGUU